Molecule: messenger RNA, 1484 nt
Organism: Musca domestica (house fly)
Lineage: Eukaryota; Metazoa; Arthropoda; Insecta; Diptera; Muscidae
Exons: 3
Coding region: 8-1333 (441 amino acids)
Source: RefSeq, a predicted model, not a curated record
GUUCAAUAUGAACUACCAACGGAUAUUACGCAUAGCCAGUGGAUAUCUACUUUUUACGGGCUAUCAAAUUCGUACUUUGGAUGUUAAAAGUCAACGAUAUCGUGUAUCCUUAUGGAGUGUGCUGUACUUUGUGGGUCUCCUUAUCAUUUAUUUGAUUUGCUUUGGACAUCACUUCGAAGAAUCGGCUUUGUUAAAAAUCACCUUUGAUUUAUCACCAUUUCUGAAACAUCUACUGCUGUUUCAAAUAUGGUUAGGACUGAAAACUUUUGUUUUUUGCAUGAUUGAGUGGAAAUUUUUGACAAAAGUUUUCAAUGGAUUGCUGGUGGUGUUGGUGGGCACAAAGGCUCCUCAAAAAGUGUCUACGGCGAAAAAAGUUAUCCGCGAAGAGUUAUUGACAUAUUUGAUAUUUUUCUCCACCCUUUUUGUUGCCUUUGCUUUUGGUUUAUACAUAGCCAUAGAAAUGAAAUUUGAAUUACCUCCCAUGGACCACAUAAUGAUUGCCUUGGCAUUAUUUAUGCCCCACUUUAUGGUGGCUGGAGCUCUAAGAUUCCACACUUUGUCUCUGUGGCUUUUGCGAACGAAAUUAUCGGAAUACAAAGAUCAGCUGAUAAUUCAAGACCCAAUAAGCCAAAAAUCAAACGUAAUCGUAGAAAUUAUAAAUCCUGUUUUGAAAACCGAUCUAGAGGAGAAUAGGAAUCCAAAUGAGGAGUUCUCAUCCAUGGAUGAAAUUAUUAAAAAUGAUGAAUUAGAAGUGAACAAGACACCAGUGGAAGAUAUAACUCCUAUGGAUAUUUAUCGAUAUGUCUCCGAAGGAGUUAAUGGCAUUGCCAGGUACUUGAGUUCCACCAAUAAAAUCCUUCAAAGACAAUUAUUAAUUUUGAACGGUCUCAACUACAAUUGCCUGCUCUAUGGCAUCUAUACGAAAUUGUAUUUUGAAAAAUCUUGGCAUCUCAUAUUUACCGAUCGCAAUCGCCGUGUCUUUUAUGCUGCUAAUUCGGUCAUAUUUGUUUGCAUAUUUUUGGAUUAUCUCUUUUUGACCAUGACGCUGUUGAGUUUUAGGAAAACGAAAAGUGGGUUUUAUAAGAUGAUCAAUAAAAAAAUUGAGACCAAAACAUUAUCAGAGGACAAAUUGACUAUUUUAAAAGACCUCAAACGUGGUUUGAAGAAAGAAAUGAAUUUAAAGCUGUUCAAUAUUGUCGACUUCAAAAUAUGGAACUUUGUUAUUAUUCAAUUACUGAUGUUACUGUCAAUAGCUGUCACAGUGUUAUAUCAAUAUUUUAAUGAUCAAAUUGUGGAACUAAUGCAUAUUGUGGAGAGCAGUAGCGACGAAUGAAACCAAUCCAGGACUAUAUUAAUUAAGUCUAUAACAUACAUAUAAAUAUUAUUUCAAAUUAAAAAUGUUAACACUACUGUAACUAUACCUUUGAUCCAGUAUCUGCAAGUAACCGUUACCAUAACCAAAAAAGCAUAUUUAAUUUGAAAAC